Molecule: messenger RNA, 759 nt
Organism: Fusarium keratoplasticum
Lineage: Eukaryota; Fungi; Ascomycota; Sordariomycetes; Hypocreales; Nectriaceae
Product: RRM domain-containing protein
Exons: 6
Coding region: 1-759 (252 amino acids)
Biological process (GO): mRNA export from nucleus
Cellular component (GO): nucleus
Molecular function (GO): mRNA binding
Source: RefSeq, a predicted model, not a curated record
AUGUCUGGCAAGCUCGACCAAGCUCUUGAGGACAUCACUCAGGCCCAGCGCCGCAGCGCUCGCCGUCGCAACAACCCGCGCCGUUCCACCGGACGCCCCGCCGCAGCCGCGCCUGUCGGAGGUAUCCAGAAGAACUCGAAGCCCGCUCGCGGUGCUGGCGCAAAGCCCGUUCCGGCAAAGGCGACCCCCACCAACAGUGACAGCAAGAUUAUCGUCAGCAAUCUGCCUAAGGACGUCUCGGAGCAGCAGAUUAAGGAGUAUUUCGUCCAGUCCGUUGGUCCCAUCAAGCGAGUCGAGAUCUCCUACGGUCCCAACUCGCAAAGCCGUGGUAUCGCCAACGUGACCUUCCACAAGUCGGACGGCGCCAGCAAGGCCUUCCAGAAACUGAACGGUCUUUUGGUUGACAACCGACCUAUCAAGAUCGAGAUCGUUGUCGGAGCCGCCCAGGCCGACAAGGUCAUCCCUGCUGUCAAGACUCUCGCUGAGCGCACCACCCAGCCCAAGGCUCAGCCCAAGUCGGCGGCUGCUGACAAGCACAACGCUGGCGCUGCCAAGGGUGGUGCUGCCAAGGGAGCUGCCGCCAACAAGAAGCGCCGUGGUCGCAACAACCGUCCCGCGAAGAAGACUCGCGAGGAGCUCGACUCAGAGAUGAACGACUACUUCGACGCUGCGGCCAACCCCGAGGCCAGCAACGCGGCUGCUCCAGCCCCGGCACCAGCUGCCGCUGGCGGCGAUGCUGACAUGGAUGGUAUUGCUUGA